CGAGCAGACCCUGAAUGCAGCAAAUGUACGUUUACAGGGAGACAGAAAUCAGACCUAGAGGAGCAGUUUGGACAUCUGAAAAUGGUCAUGAGCGCAGAGGAUGCAGGACAUGAGUGAGAGUGGUCCCUGCCUGUGGACGCGGCUCCCCCACAGCAGCCGGACCCCCUGUGACCGCUACAAGCACGCAUGCUGCAGCUCUGGUGGACAUGUCUACAUCCUGGGAGGACGAGACAACAGCAGUCUGAGGGACUUCUGGAGGUACAGCGUAGUUUGUGACGAGUGGACAGAGUUAGCCUGCACCAGUGACGCUGCACCAGAAGAACUAGAGGAACAUUCUAUGGUGGCUCAUGAGGGCUUCCUGUACGUGUUUGGAGGACUGCUGGAUUCUGCAUACACCAAGUGGAGAUGUCCCCUCUGGGUGUUUGACAUUGCUCAGCAGAAGUGGGUGCACUGGCAGAGCAAGAAGUGCUCCCCUCAGAGCCAGCCCACCAACAGGAAGGGCCACAGUGCCGUGGUGCUGGGCUCCUCCAUGCUGCUGUACGGAGGUAUCAUCGACAUGAAGGGAACCUCACAGGACUUCUGGAGUCUGGAUUUUGACUCCAUGGCCUGGUCCCUGCUGAGCGGCUCUCAGCAGGCCUCACUGGGCCCCGGCCCCCGACACAGUCACUCAGCCGUGGCCCACCAAGGCUGCAUGUACCUGUUCGGGGGCCUGAAGGGCCUGCGGGAGCAGAGAGACUUCUGGAAGUGGGACUCCUGCAGCCACAUGUGGAGUCCCCUCAGAAACAAGUCCGGCCCCUCCAGACUGAGGGGCCACUCCGCGGUGGCCUACAGGGACAGCAUGCUUCUGUUCGGGGGGGGCGAGAGCCAGAACUCUCCACAGAACUGCCUCUGGAGGUACCACUUCAGCAGCCAGUCCUGGGGGCAGGUAGCCACGCUCCCAGGCUCCAACCCCCCCCACAAGAUUCACCACUGCUGCACCGGGCUGGGGGCCAGCUACAGGUCUGACAGCAGCAGCCCUCCCCCCAGCUCAGAGCUCCAGCCCGGGCUGCUGGACGGGAAACUGAGGCCCUUCAAGAACAAGUGCUUCCCUGCACAGCUCACCUUCCUGGGGUCGGAGGGGGCCAUCGAGCUGGAGACCUUCAGCUGCUACAGGGGCACGACACAAUGCUCCAAACAGGACUACAUCAGAGAGAGCUUCACGGUCACUGAGCCCCCGCUCAUCCAAAACUGUCUGACCUUUGAGAACAAGGCUGUGAGGAAACAGUGGAGCCGCACCGAGGAGGAGGAGGAGGAGGUGGUGGUAGCUCAGCAUCUGCCUGACUUGCUGCUGGUGCUGGGGGGGAGACCCUGCUCCAGGGCCAGUCCUAUCUCCGUAUGGCAUAUGACUCUCACUGACUCGUAACUAACAUACAAACUAGUGUACAGUACAAACAUGUCGGCUGUACGAUCAACAACACCAGUGUUAUAUCACCAGGCGUCAGCUCACAUGCUGUGAAUAAGGACAUAUAUAUUUUCAUAAUAUUAUCGUUUUGAGUUUCAAUGUUUUGCGGCUUUCCUUUAUGCAGUGAUCAAAUGAAAUAUAGAAACAUUUAAAGAAAAGCGUCACAUUAUUUCAGUUGUUGAACAAAGAGCAUUAGUACGAUAGUGAAGAAACACAGCACACACGGUGUUAUCUUCCACUGCCUGAUCCCCACAGGCUGUUAGACAUAUUGCACAAUUCAUUUAUUAGGAACUGCAAACAUGGAGCUGAUAAUAAUGCAAUAAGACCUGGAUUACACACGAUGGCGCCAGAGCUCAAUUUAUAGAUCUCCAUAGAAUGUAUUGAUUUAAUACCUUUGUUGCAAACAUUAUUUAAAGAAUAGAGUGAUUACAUACAAAUUCGUAUAAUUACAACAACUUAAUAUUGUGUGUAUUUUUGCACUAAAUCAAAAGGAACAAUUUGGAGUUGUGGUUAUUUACAUGUUGUUAUGAUUGUACUGGUCCGGCCCAUGAGAUCCAAUGUGGCGUUAUGUGGCCCCUGAACUGAGAUGAGUGGGACUCCCCUGGAUUAUAACAUAUCUCUGCAUUUUGAUAUUAAAUGUCCACAAUUUGUUGGCCUAAAAUCAAAUGAACAGUGCUUUCAAAUCACUACACUCAUUGUUAUUACAUUGCUCUCCUGUCCAGCUGUAUUUCAGAAACCUUUUCUUCACAAACAUUCAUUUUACACGGAAAAUCGUGGAAUGAUUUUCUGCUUUCACCAAAUCUGAGUUUGACCAUCAGGCCUGCAAACAUUCUAUCAAGUGUCCACCUUGAAAGUCAAAAAGCUUAACUCAUGAACUGAUACAGCUCUGUGUGCUUUUACAGGGAUGCAUUCACAAACGCUAACAUCAAGUUAAAGAAAUGGUUGUUGUACAUGGUGUGUAGUUGCCAGGUGCUGCAGGUUCAACUCAAAGAGUCAAGUCGAUGUGUGAAGUGAAACAUCUGAAUGGUCUCUCUCCCUUUACAGGCUCAACGAGCUGUUUCCAUGGCUGUUUCCAUGGCAUCUACGUCCAUACGUUCGUGCGUGCAACUUAGUAUCGUAUGUUUGCCAAAUAUGAUUUCAUUUCAUAUUAUUUUCAGUUGUUGUCCCCUCCUUCCAUUCAGUAGCCUGAGUCUGGAGGUUCUAGGACAUCUGGCUUAUUUUCUUUUUUGUUGUGCUUCUUUGGCUUUGUUUCAUUGUGCAAAUAAAGAAAAUCAUAAACAUUC
This is a messenger RNA of Gymnodraco acuticeps, 2724 nucleotides long. It is a transcript of the gene klhdc3l, whose product is annotated as ras guanine nucleotide exchange factor F. Gene Ontology annotation, cellular component: Golgi apparatus. Gene Ontology annotation, molecular function: protein binding. The record is from RefSeq and is a predicted model, not a curated record. NCBI's taxonomy places the organism in Eukaryota, Metazoa, Chordata, Actinopteri, Perciformes, Bathydraconidae. Bases 101 to 1402 code for a protein of 433 amino acids. The transcript is spliced from 8 exons.